This is a messenger RNA of Arabidopsis thaliana (thale cress), 351 nucleotides long. RefSeq names its product reverse transcriptase zinc-binding protein. NCBI's taxonomy places the organism in Eukaryota, Viridiplantae, Streptophyta, Magnoliopsida, Brassicales, Brassicaceae. Bases 1 to 351 code for a protein of 116 amino acids. The transcript has 3 exons. The record is from RefSeq and is marked reviewed.
AUGGAUAUACUGCAGGGUAAAGUAGCAAAAUUGGGCGACUUUGAGGUAUCUAUUACAAGCAUUGAUGUGAAGUUUUUACUUUUUAGUAUCUUCUGCACUGCACCUAACUACGCUUUCAUAACAUGGCUUGCAAUGGAUGACAGAUUGACUACAUGUGAACGAAUGGAGAAGUGUAAUACUUUAAUGACUACACUUGUACAUUUUUCCAGGAACCGGUUGAGACAAGACAAUAAGCACCACCUCUUCUUUCAAUGCUCGUUCACAAGACAAGUAUGUGAGAAGCUAGCUAGUAAAAGGGCUACGUCAAGAAAAGUAACACCUCAGUUUGGGAUCAAAUCACUCUACUCCUAA